AUGGCGGAGGCGACAGCAUUACAGCGAGUUACACAAGUACGUGAUCUAGGAGUACAACUUACUCCAGAUCUUACGUUUCGCGAACAUAUCGUAAAGAUAUGUAAAAAGGCUUACAGGAACCUCGGCUUUGUGCUUCGGCAGUCGCAAGGGUUCACAAACAUCACAGCGAUUAGGGUGUUAUACGAUGCACUAGUCAGAAGUCAUUUAGAAUAUGGUGGGGUUGUAUGGGCCCCACACGAAGCGAAGUACUCUGACAUGCUGGAGCGCGUACAGAAUAAGUUCGCGCGCCACUUGUACCGGAGACUGUAUGGGGUAUACCCGUUAUACCCGUUGAUGUACCCCACACUUUUUGUACUGGGUAUGGUGUCGUACAAUGAGUUGGGCGUGCGGCGACAGUUCACACUGGUCGUCUACCUAAUUAAGUUACUCCACGGCAAGCAACACAACCCUGGAGUGCUGCAGCUCUUGAGCUUUAGUGUUCCGGACCGCUAUGUGUGGAGGCGCCGGCGUCCACCGCUGCUGGCCGUCCCGGCUGCCAAGACCAACCUACUGGCCAAAACGCCUCUGACGCGAGCAAUUCGUACGAUUAACCAAAUCCAGACUGUAAUAGAUGUAUUUGCGUGUCAGUUCAAUAAACUCGCAAAGAUUAUUUUAUAUAUACUGUGUUAUAGGUUAGAGUAG
Molecule: messenger RNA, 681 nt
Organism: Spodoptera litura
Lineage: Eukaryota; Metazoa; Arthropoda; Insecta; Lepidoptera; Noctuidae
Source: RefSeq, a predicted model, not a curated record